Gymnodraco acuticeps is the source of this 186-nucleotide messenger RNA. RefSeq names its product DDB1- and CUL4-associated factor 1-like. NCBI's taxonomy places the organism in Eukaryota, Metazoa, Chordata, Actinopteri, Perciformes, Bathydraconidae. Gene Ontology annotation, molecular function: nuclear estrogen receptor binding; histone H2AT120 kinase activity. The record is from RefSeq and is a predicted model, not a curated record. Gene Ontology annotation, cellular component: Cul4-RING E3 ubiquitin ligase complex; nucleus. Gene Ontology annotation, biological process: protein ubiquitination.
AUUAGAGAUAUUCUUCUUAACAGUGACGACAGUGAUGAUGACAAUGAAGAGGCUUCAGUAGACUCGGACGAUUCGUUCAGAACUACUGAUGGAUCCGGAUCAUCAUUUGAGAACCCCUUUGAUUUGAGCCCUUCGGAUGAUGACAGUCGGGCCCUGCAGGCGCUCAGCGACCGAUGGUUCUCCUGA